Molecule: messenger RNA, 3442 nt
Organism: Fopius arisanus
Lineage: Eukaryota; Metazoa; Arthropoda; Insecta; Hymenoptera; Braconidae
Gene: Taf3
Product: TBP-associated factor 3
Exons: 8
Coding region: 340-2991 (883 amino acids)
Biological process (GO): positive regulation of transcription by RNA polymerase II
Cellular component (GO): transcription factor TFIID complex
Molecular function (GO): transcription factor binding; p53 binding; protein heterodimerization activity
Source: RefSeq, a predicted model, not a curated record
UGAACUCAGUCUCUACCUUAGGCAAUCCUCUGGGCAUUUCGUCGUUGAGUUUCACAAGUUUCGUAAACAUAAGCGUACAACAAUUAUUUCAGUCAAUACAGUUGCUAAAUAAACUUGUAGUUCAUGUACGUUGUGAAUUAUUGAUUUUUAAUUCUGGAAUUGUUGAGAUUAGAGAACAUGGGGGAGUGCAGGGAAUUAUUUUUAGAGGGAUUCGAAACUCUCGGGAUUUUUUGAUUAUAGAUUAUUUUAUCUCUGUAAAAAUAAUAAACCAAUUUUUCAUCAAUGUUUGACCGAUUUUGCGGAGAGUUGAUUUGACAUUGUGGGUGGGAGAUAAAAAAAAUGUCAGAUUACACCAGAGGAAUAUUGCGAGUCGUUGUGGCUCAAAUAUGUCAGACCAUCGGAUGGCAUUCGAUAAACUCAACUCCACUGGAAUUCAUGGUCGAUCUCAUGCAGGAGUACUUCCUCAGGGUUUACAGAUUGUCUCAUCAGUAUUCAGAGAUUUUGGGGAGAACCGAAGUGAAUCUGGACGACCUGGGUCUAGCAUUUCAGCACAUGAACAUCGAUAUCGAGCAGCUCUCAGAAUAUGUGAAGAACGUGGACUCAGUGCCCUGCGCCAUAUCAGUCCCGAAAUACCCGAUAACCCGUGAAAACCACUUGAAUUUUUUGAAGCCAGGAAGCCGAGAAGUUGUGACAAGACCAGUGCACAUCCACGAACAUCUGCCAGCAAUGCAUCCAGACGAGGAAAUAUCGUCUGACAAGGAGCCAGAGAUCGUCCAAGGCUCCCCCCAGGACAGACAGUCGACAUCUCCAGGGACAGAGCCCUCGAUCUCUAGUCAGUCCCCGGAGAUAAUCUUCAAACGUCCAGGGGAUCCCCUCUCCGAGAACUCAAUUGUCGGAAAACGAGCGAGAGUGGACAACGAGAGUCGACCCCUAAGGGAGAUCCACAGUGUCAUGAUGACGACCUCAGGUUUUCUCUCUCCAGCCCGAGAGGGAAAACUCCCUGAACCCAGAACCCCAGUCCAGGCUCGACCUGAUUCUCCACCCCCUGCCUCCUACCCGAUGGUACCUCCUGAAUUGAAAUCAGAGAAGAAGAUCAAGAAAAUUGUAAAGAAAACUCCAGAGGACAAAAAAUUGGACAAGGAGAACAAGAAGAAAAAUCGAAAGCAGGAGGAUCUCUUCAAGGCUGACAAGAUCACUGAGCCUAAAGUAAAAAAACUCGCUGGCAUGAAGGAGACAGCUAAACUCAAACCGUUGAAGUCAGCUGGGGGCAAGACAUUUUCACCAUCCACGAGCCCAACGCCACCAGUUCAUCCUGUGCAGAAAGAGGAGUCGCCUUCGAAAGCCUCGAAGAAUAACACACCCAAGAGCAAGGGCGAUAAGUCAUGUCCACCGAUUUCCUCAGAUAAAAAAGAGGAUAAUGUUGAUAAAUUGCCUUCAGAACACGAUAAGCAGAAGCUGAAUAUUUUUAAGAAGAUAUCGAAACCCAGGGAUGACAAAUCUGAUACUGUCGAUCAUCACAAGUACAAGGAGGUCGAGUCCAGGGCCAAUUCCCCUGGGUUAGUCAUUGAUGAGGCUGGGGACAAACAUGGGCGUGAUGAUGUCAGGAGGGAGGAGAAGAAAGUACCUCAUACCCCUGAUGCUCAUGCACAUGGAGACAGUGAGAUAAUGGAUCUCAGGAGUCCUCAUGAUGAUGUUUACAUGUUCGAUGAUAUGUCACCACCGGGAACACCCAGUACUCCGAAGACACCCGAGUUGAAUGUCCCUGGGCCACCCCCGGAGACCAAGAAAAAGAGGAAAGAGAAGGGUAGUAAGAAAAAAGAGAAUUUCAAGAGCCCUGGGUUUAAAGAAAGCCCUAUAAAGAAUAAAGUGGUGCAUGAUAUCGUGGAGGAAGUUCUUGGGAGGCCAAAGACCCCAGAAGCCCUGGAAACUUGUAUUCCCAAAGACAGGGGAAUACCACCGAGUUUUCCGUAUUUUCCACCGUUUCCAGCGGCCCCUGGGCUCAUUCCCACUGGACCGCUUAUUCCACCAGGACCAGGACUCAUACCCCAUGGGCUGCCACCCAUGUUCACGAGGUUUCCACUUCCACUGGGACGAGGUAUGCCACCAGCACCACCAAUUCUCCAGCACUUGCCAUUGUCACGUCCACCUUUUUUGCCACCUGGCAAUAUGAAGAUCAUUCCACCGAGGUUUGAUUCGUUUCCUGCUCCAGGACCGAGUCAUCAGCCUCCACCACCGAAAGUGGACAAGGUGGAGAAACCAGAAAAACCUGAUAAGAAAGCGAAAAAACACAAAGUCGAUAAAAAGGACAAGAUAAAGAAGAAGAAAGACAAGAAGGAGAAGCAUAAGGAGAAAUUGGAAAAGAACAAGGAGAAGAAAGAGAAACUUGAGAAAAUAAAGGAGAAGAAGGAGAAGAAAGAUAAGCGAAAGGAGAAGGAAGAGAAAGAGAAAGAAAAGGAGAAGGAGAAGGAAAAAGAAAGUGAGAGUGUGCCGAAGAUUACACUCAAACUUGGUAAAUCAUCACCGAGGCCACCCACUCCGGAUAAUCCAUCGAUGAAAAAAAUAACAAUUAAACCACUUGUGAAAAAACCUGAAGAUGUUGUCAAGAGAGAAUCUAGUCCGGAAUUAGCGAAAAUUUCAGCUUUAGUGACGAGACCUCCAAAACCCAAAAUUCCGAAAAUCAAAGCAGAGAAGAAAGAAGAAAUCAGAGAUCAUGCACCUGUAGUAUUACCAGACCGUCCAGUUGCAACAAUUGUAGAUAACACAGGGCACCAGGUCUGGAUUUGUCCGGGUUGUGGAAAUCAGGAUGAUGGUUCUCCCAUGAUAGGAUGCGAUGAUUGUGAUGCCUGGUAUCACUGGGUGUGUGUUGGAAUGCAAGUUCCCCCAGCUGACGACGAGAACUGGUACUGCCGAAUGUGCAUAACAAAAAAACAAGAAUUACAUCAUGAUAAGAAGAAAAACAAGAGAAAGAAAAAAGUUAAAAUAGCAGUGUAAAUUUAAUAAUAAUUAUAAAAUUUCUUUCUCAAAUAUGAAGUUGUUUUAUGAGAAUUUCUGUUGCAACUCCCGGUAGUCACGAUAAAAUUCAUUCAAUUUACUUUUUUCAUUUUCACUUAUUUUUCUUUUAUUAUGAGUGACAACCUGACGUUGGGAUUAUUCAAUAGAAAUUAGUUAGGGGGUAGUUGCUAGAGAGUGAGACUGUCCAGCUCUACCCAAAACUGAAAAUGAGAUUUUGAAAGUAUCUCAAAUAAAAUAUUGAUAAAUCUCAAGCAAAAAUCUUUGUAAUCAUAAAAUAAGUUUUGACUUUUUUUUUAAUAUAUAAUUUUUUAAUUUAUAUCCGAAUCAUUGACUCUGAUCUGAUCGAUUGUUAUUGUUUAUGUUAAUUAUAACUGUUGAAUCAUGACAUUAAGCCAUUGAGAGUAAUAAAAUUAUUCCACUCAUUAUUCAA